CUAAAUUUAAUUCAAAACUGCCGACAAAUUUAAAUAGAAUUAUCCAUAUUUAAUCGUAACCACAAAUCACACAUUGCCCUCGUGUACCUUUCGUAACAAUUUAUUCUUCUGAAAUCUUGUGUUUACACCUAUUUCAGUAUUCAGUAGACCUACACAGAGUUGUUUAUUAACAAGAAAGUAACCGGCUGUUCACGUAUCAUUCACGUGUACAUUUAAACACAACAACAUUCCUAUAGAUUGCUUUCAAUACCUGUACGUUUGCCACUUACUCAUGAUUAAUGCUAUUCCCGAUGGAUGUAUUUUUGGACGGAUUUUUCUAGAAUUCUCUUACGAAAUCGGAAUCCUUUUUGAAUUUUUAGGUGAUUCGCACACUUUUUUUGAAAAUGGUACGAAUGAAAAAACCAGGCAUAAUGAGAGUAGUAUAUUAUCCAGUGACACUAUAAAAAAUAUAACACAUGUUUUUCGUUCCUGACCUGUCAUAUCGCAAAGAAAAUCAUCGUUGGAUUGUAGAAUAAUGGUCGGGUAUACUUCAAAAUAGUUUUUGUUUGGUUCUUUUCAAGGAGAAUGGUGAUGUUUAUAAACAUUUACGUCACGCUUUAGUGUGUUUCUGUGAUCAAGGUAUUGACUUAGACUCGACUAAUUAAAUUAGUGUUGUUUUUUAGUCGUUUUCCCAUUGUCAGUGCAAGACCAAAAAUAGAUAACUCUUUAAUGAAGAUGAUGAGUCGCAAAUUAGCCAUGCCUCUGCUGGGGGUGCUGCUUUGGGUGAUCUUCAUCCACGCAGGUACCUUCGCUACGGCUACGCUACUACCACAGCCAAUAACAGGGAUCGGAACACCAACCAAAGGAGAUCAAAGCAUAAUACGUUUACAUCCCGAUGGGCUGAAAAUCACAGAGAAAGAUUUGAAUCGUUCUGUUUCGUACGGACACAGCAUUGUUAAUCGAUUAUUGAGACUAGAAACGAACCUAGCAUGGUCAGACGUUCACGUAAAGAAAGGAACGCCAUCUCAUGGUCAACUUAUCGUUUCCAAUCCGGACGAAGAGGCUUUGAGGCAAGGACGCGAAGCCUUAGUAGCUUCUAAAGCAACCCUUCAUUUGAUGAACAUGUUCUGUCAUAAGUAUCAUAUGUCUCCCUCUGAUUGUGCCAAAUACAUAACUUCAUAUACAUUCGUUUCGACACCGUUAGAGUCAUCGUGUAAAAAAUUCCACAAAUCAUGUAGCCAAGAAGACAUUCUGUCUUCGUAUCGUUCGAUUGAUGGGUCAUGCAACCAUAAGUUUGACAGUACUCAAGGGUCGGCCUUUACCUCGUACAAAAGACUUCUCUAUCCUGACUACUUGGAUGGGAUUCAAGCACCUCGGAGAGCAGUUAGUAAGAAAGCGUUGCCUUCGGCACGACGUAUAAGCGCAUCAUUGGUAAAAACUGGCGGUACUGUUUUUGAUUGGACGUUGGCUAUGCCAGAGUGGAGCCAAUUUGUUGAACAUGACUUAAGUCACACGGCUACCAGCAAAAUGGUGCACAGUGACAACACUAUUGAAUGCUGCGCGCCCAGCGGUAAUCAUCUGUCCCCGAGAUAUAUUCAUCCUUUCUGUUCGCCGAUUUCAAUACCUUAUGAUGACGAAUCCUACUCUCAACAUGAUCUAGACUGUAUGACGUAUGUCCGAUCAGUUCCUGCGUUUCCUACUGAUUGUACUUUUGGACCUUUGGAGCAAGUAAAUCAAGCUACUCAUUAUUUGGAUGGUUCUCAAAUUUAUGGAUCUACGAUGAAGAGAUCGGCGGUGUUGCGCUCUUUUGAAUAUGGCCAAUUAAGGAUGACUGAAAAGUUCAAAAAGAUGUACUUACCCCUUUCCACUCACCCGACUGAUGACUGUCAACUGACCGAUGACGAUACAGUGUGUUUCAUAUCGGGGGAUUCCCGCGUCAAUGUUGUACCUCAGUUGACAGCCAUUCAUACCUUGUGGUUGCGUGAACAUAACCGAAUUGCCAAAGAAUUAUCAGGAUUGAAUCCAUCAUGGGAUGACGAAAUUCUUUUCCAAGAAGCCAGGAGAAUUGUUAUUGCCGAAAUACAGCACAUCACUUACGAUGAAUGGCUUCCACUAAUCUUGGGCAAAAAGUACUUCAAUAAAAUACAAAAAUACAGUAACUAUGAUGAAAAUGUGAAUCCAUCAGUUAGCAACGGUUUCGCGACUGCUUCAGUACGUGUGUUUAGUACACUAAUAGAUGGAAAUUUAAGAUUGUAUAAAGAAAACCGUCUAGUUAAUUCAUCACUAAAUCUCCGCAACCAUUUCAACAACCCCAGUGUUAUUGAAGAACCUCAGUAUUUGGACGCUCUUAUCCGAGGCUUAGCCACGCAGCCUAGUCGUAAACUUAACCUCCGAUUUGCCGAAGAUAUCUCCACUCAUCUCUAUUCCAAUGGCGCUUAUGGCUAUGAUUUGUUUAGUUUGGACAUUCAAAGAGGGCGCGACCAUGGUCUACCACCCUACAACUCUUACCGUACUUUAUGCGGUCUUCCUGAAGCUAGAACAUUUGACGAUUUAAGUGAUGUCAUGUCUGCGGAAGUUAUCAAUUCAUUGUCAGAAGCGUAUGGUAGCCCUCGAGAUAUAGAUUUGAUAGUAGGUGGAAUUUUGGAACGUCCAAGUUCCGAAUCACUGUUUGGGCCAACGUUUUUGUGUAUUUUCGCUGAUCAGUUCCUCAGGACAAGGCGUGGAGAUAGAUAUUUCUACACAAACGAGUAUCAACCGGCUCCAUUUUCAAAGGCGCAGAUUAGGGAGAUAGAAAAAGUUACUCUUGCCAGAAUAUUUUGUGAUAAUGGAGAUGACAUUCAGCAAAUGCAGAGGAAUGUGUUCAAAAAAAUAUCGCAAAGUAAUAAGUUGUACGACUGUGAUAGCGAUUAUAUUCCAAAAAUGAAUCUAAAAGUCUGGAUGGAUAGUAGGAGGAAGUACUAUUAGUGCCUUAAGUACUUUACUACUUAAGUUAGCAUCAGUUCAAGACUGAUUUUCAAUGGCUGUUUAAUUAGAUUUAACUUAAAUUUAAUACUCUUAUUAUCACAGACAUGAAUCUGAAAGAGGCUCGUUAGUCUUUUUUAAUUUUUAAGUUAUUUAAAUUGGGAUUGUUCAUAUUACUGAGAAUCAUUGUGUGACCUUAUUUGUUCUAGAAGAAAUUUUAUUUAUUUUUGUUACCUUAAACAAUGAAUAAACAUGAAAAUGUAGUUGAUGUGAAGUUUGUAUUGCUCAGUAGUUUUUAUACAUGUCAUAAAACUUGUGCAAUUUUAUUUAUUGUUGUAUUUAGUUAUAAGGUCAGACUAUAUUAGUUUGACCCGGAGGUAAUGUAAGUACAAUUUUAUAUGUAUGUAAUGUGGUAAGCUUUAAAGAUGUUUUCUACAUGGCGAAAAUUCGAAUGCAAAUAAUACUGUUUAGUGUU
This is a messenger RNA of Zophobas morio, 3415 nucleotides long. RefSeq names its product peroxidase-like. Gene Ontology annotation, molecular function: heme binding; peroxidase activity. The transcript is spliced from 9 exons. Lineage: Eukaryota; Metazoa; Arthropoda; Insecta; Coleoptera; Tenebrionidae. The record is from RefSeq and is a predicted model, not a curated record. Bases 709 to 2943 code for a protein of 744 amino acids. Gene Ontology annotation, biological process: response to oxidative stress.